Trifolium pratense (red clover) is the source of this 834-nucleotide messenger RNA. RefSeq names its product caltractin-like. Gene Ontology annotation, biological process: centriole replication; mitotic cell cycle. Gene Ontology annotation, cellular component: centrosome; centriole. Bases 191 to 703 code for a protein of 170 amino acids. The record is from RefSeq and is a predicted model, not a curated record. Gene Ontology annotation, molecular function: calcium ion binding. Lineage: Eukaryota; Viridiplantae; Streptophyta; Magnoliopsida; Fabales; Fabaceae. The transcript is spliced from 8 exons.
AAUCGCUUAAUUUGCCCUUUUUACAAAUCGUGAUAAUAAAUUUGAUCGAAAGUGUUUCUAUCAAAAAAGAUCGAAAGCGAAUUCAUUCUCUCCGGCGAAGCAACCAUUAUCUCCGGCGACGCAACCUUUAUCUCCGGUUUAAUUUUGUUGACAAUUGUGGUCGUGAAUUGGUGCCCUUGUUCAAACAACAAUGUCAUCUAUACUUAAAGGGGAGUCGAGGAGGUUCAACAAUAAACAAAGAGCACGACAUCAUUUGACACCACAGAAGAGACAGGAGAUCAAGGAAGCUUUUGAGUUAUUUGAUACUGAUGGCUCAGGUACUAUUGAUGCUAAGGAGUUGAAUGUUGCCAUGAGGGCCCUUGGAUUUGAGAUGACGGAAGAGCAAAUUGAGCAAAUGAUAGCAGAUGUGGACAAGGAUGGGAGUGGAGCGAUCGACUAUGAUGAAUUUGAGCACAUGAUGACAGCCAAAAUAGGAGAAAGGGACACUAAAGAGGAGCUCAUGAAAGCUUUCCAUAUUAUUGAUCAAGACAAAAAUGGUAAGAUAUCUACAACAGACAUCAAGCGCAUUGCAAAAGAGCUCGGUGAAAAUUUUACUGAUAGAGAGAUUCAGGAGAUGGUUGAUGAAGCAGACCAAAAUCAUGAUCGAGAGGUUGAUCCAGAGGAGUUUAUCAUGAUGAUGAACAGAACAAGCUUCCGUCACUAGUCAUGUAUAUCUACAUGGAGUAGUUAACUUUAUUUGGCUUGACUAUAUAUAUACAAAAAUCAGAUGAAGUUGUAAUUUAAAUUCUAUGUUUUGAGUUAUUAUAAAAUUAAAUUAUGAUUUUUACCGUUCAA